Rotaria socialis is the source of this 1536-nucleotide messenger RNA. NCBI's taxonomy places the organism in Eukaryota, Metazoa, Rotifera, Eurotatoria, Philodinida, Philodinidae. The record is from the annotation of a GenBank genome assembly.
AUGUUGUCAGACGAGACCAUAUCAAAUUUUCGUUUACAUCGUGAUACUCGUCUUGAACAAAAUGCCCCACCGUUUAUUGUUUCUUCAGCAUCAAAACAACAACGACGUCUGCCUGUUGAACGUGCUCAAUCAUCACGUUCAUCAAAAUCAGCUGUCGAUGCUAAAACACGUGCUGUCAGCGAUAGUUGCAUGGCAGCAGCUAUCGGCGAUUUACAAUGGCUUAAACAAAGUAUAAGAGAUGGGCCGAUUGGAAGUGGUGAAGCAACUAGUGUUGAACAAACUUAUGGAAAAGAGGGUCUUGCUCCUAUUCAUCUUGCUGCAUUACAUGGCCGACUAAAUUGUUUAACGUAUCUUGUUGAUACAGUUCAUAUUGAUAUUGAUUUACCAAGUUCUACCGGUUGGCGUCCAAUUCAUUUAGCUAUAUCAAAAGAAACAGGUUCACGUUCAUUUCAAUGUGUUCAAUAUCUCGUUGCAAAGCAAGCAAAAAUAAAUAUAGCUAACGAUGACAAAUUGACACCUCUUCAUCAAGCAGCCUCAGAAGGUCAUGUGCAAUGUUUAGAACUUUUACUAACGCAUGACGCUGACGUUUAUGCUGAAGAUAGUCGUAAACAACUACCCAUUGACCUCGCAAAAUUAUGGGGAAAUAAAAAAUGCGCUAAAUUACUUGCAGCUGCGAUGUGGCAUCAAAAUAAGCAUUUAUCCGCAAAAGAACGUCUUCUAUCGCGCAAUGCAAAAAUGGCUGAUAUUUUACUUGAAAUAAAACGUGAACAUGCCAUUUUAUUUGAAGAGAAAACUGAAGAAAAAUUUGAUGAAUGGUUAGUUAAUAUAGGAACAGGAUCGGCAAUUGCAAAAACUAAACAAGAAAACCAAGAAGAAUCGAACAGUCAAAUGACACUUCCGAAAAUUUCUCAUGAACAUGUAAUAAAUCAAAGUCAAACAGAUAAAUCUACUAUACCAAAACGUAAUCGACCGGCAACAUAUGUAAAUAGAGAUCGAUGGAAUACUUCGACUCAUGCCAGACCAAAUCCUUAUGUACCUAAUUUACUAGAUAACUAUCCACGUGAUCCAUUUACUAAAAUGCCACCUAAACGAGAUGCCAUAGAAAUCUAUCGUUUACUUCAAAGAAUGUCACUUGAUGAUGUAAAGAAAUUUCUCAGUAAAAGAAAAGAACCGCUUGUUGAUACAACAUCUGGACAAGAAAAUAAACAGCGACCUGUUGUCUAUGCAGCAUGUCAUGUCGAUGACAUACAAACAUUACAUAAGCCAAGAAAGGGCGAAGACUCUUUCCGACCAUUACGUCAUUUCGAUGAGAGUGGUUUACAUUUUACGGACGACGCACGACAAAGCAUUUUCUAUCAACAAUUAUCGGAAGCAAUGGCGGGAGGUGGUGAAAAUACUGCACAAGCUCGACGUCAAACAGCAGAUGAAAAAGCUAAAUGGGCUUUAUUUGCACAAUAUGGUUCAGAACUUAUUGAUUUCUUAACUGAUCGACAUGGUCGCUUUAAACGGCAAUACGAUAAAGUUUUCAUCACUUAG